Messenger RNA from Laccaria bicolor S238N-H82, 685 nucleotides. RefSeq lists its product as uncharacterized. The record is from RefSeq and is a predicted model, not a curated record. Lineage: Eukaryota; Fungi; Basidiomycota; Agaricomycetes; Agaricales; Hydnangiaceae. The coding region runs from base 86 to 685 and encodes 199 amino acids. The transcript has 3 exons.
GUUUUCUUUACUCAGCCUUACUCACCUCACGAUCCUUUCUUUCCUUUUCUUGACCAACGCCACUAUAAUCCCCGCUCUUUCAUAAAUGCAACACUUCGACAUCUCCGACGACAUCGCCGAGAUGGAGCGUCUCGACCAGGAGCUGUGGGACGCCGUGCAAGCCGUGGAUGCCCAGGAGGCCCAAUACGACAACAGAGAUCUAGUCAGGCUGCCACAGACCAGGAGUUCCUGUGAUUAUCAGCAAACCUACAUUGGACUCGUCGCCCAUACAGAAGAAGUCCGAGUUCAACGGCCACAACCUACUGCGAAGGAGGUUGAAGAACCUCCUAGCUAUCCCCUAUGCGCCAAGCACCGAGCUGAGGAACGUCGAGCCAAAAAGGCUGCCCGCGACUUUGAGAAGCUCGCAUACCACCCCUAUACACCUCCGAUGUCAGAGAAUCGGAGCUUGAACACUACUUGGGAAUAUACCGGGCAAUCUUCAGAGGCGCAAGAGGAUUGCGGAGUCCACCCAUCUGAGGUUAUGCCCCUUCCAUUCGAGCACUCGAAUAUCUCCCCAAAAAAGAGGGCUAAGCGAGCUGCUCGAAAAACCGGUGUGCCCAGGUCGAUCUUGGCACUACCUGUCUGGGGCAGCUGGGGACCAGCUGGCAGCCCAGCCUACGUGUUCAUGUUCUUAUUUAGUCCAUAA